Messenger RNA from Pyricularia grisea, 2672 nucleotides. RefSeq lists its product as uncharacterized. Bases 496 to 2523 code for a protein of 675 amino acids. Lineage: Eukaryota; Fungi; Ascomycota; Sordariomycetes; Magnaporthales; Pyriculariaceae. The record is from RefSeq and is a predicted model, not a curated record. The transcript has 3 exons.
UUUAUUUCUAACCUUAGUAUAGCCGCAUGGAUAUAUCCAUCCUGACCUCGCCGAGAGCAGGGAUUCGACGACUCGAGCAAGCAAGUCCCCAUCAAUAAUGUUUCGAAUAACCCUGGCCUACAGUACAAUACUGUAUAGGGCCAACAACCUUUCUCAUAAUGGCAGUUGCACAGGUUAAAGAUAGUCUCCGCUCAAGCCGCUCAAUUCUGCCUAGCUGGAGAACAGCUCUCCUCGGUACGUUGGCUUGGCUGGAUACCUUACCUAUCGCUACUCGACUCGACCAUUUCCACAUUCAGCAGCAAGUUUAGAUCUACCUUCACUCCGCAUUUGGAUCUGCGAAGCUGGAGCUGUACCACACACAAGACCAGCAAGUCAUCAUAAUACCUGGUGGCCAAGAGAUGUGUUGUUUUUGAUUGUGGCUCGGUGUAAAUAGGCAAAUCAAGGCUACCGGCCUGAAAAUCGAGCUCCAAACCGACCGCACCACGUCUUUUCACCAUGCUCUUCAGCCCAGUCAAGGAUAAGCAAAGGAGCUUGCUGGGAGGCAUGAAGCCAUACUCGGCGCGCAGCAGCAUGCGCUCCUCGAGCUUUCCACCGCGUCGCCCAAGCUCCAUAAUACGAUACCUGGGGAUAACAUUUAUUAUCAUCCUCGCACUCUACUACCUCCAUGGACCAACUCAACAACUAGCGAGACCCAAGAAGACCUACCCGCCUGAGCGCACGAAACCCGACCAGCCCACAUACGAACAACAAGGCCAACAGAAGAACGGGAAAGGCAGCAGCAGCAAUGAGCACCCCAUCGACAAGCUAAUCCGUGACGCCGAUUCCAAAUUCCGAUCGAUUCUAUCCAAAGAGUCUCGAACGGUCGAGGAUGCGGCGGCCAGGUACCGCGAGCGGCGCGGGAGGCAUCCCCCACCGGGAUUCGACCUCUGGUGGCAGCUGGCAAUGUCGAAUAAGGCCAUCGUGGUGGAGGACUUUUGGGACCAGAUAUACACGGACCUGGAGCCCUUCUGGGGCCUGCCGGCGGCGCAGCUGCGAAAGGAGGCCUGGGACUUUGAGAUGACCAUCAACAUCCGCAACGGGACAGCCUCGGCCCAAAGCGACUGGUUCUGGACGCAGAUCUGGUUGGAUAUGAUCAGACAGAUCGAAGCUUACCUGCCAGACAUGGACAUUGCGUUGAAUGCAAUGGACGAGCCGCGUAUUGUGACACCGUGGGAGGACAUCGACCGAUACGUGACAAAGGCUAAGAAGACGCGCAAAAUUGUUGAUCCCAAGGACGUCGUGAGGCAUUUCUCAUCCCUGCCCAAUCCCAAAGAGGGUUCUGACAAGUGGGCGAUUGGAGAGAAAAAGAACUGGGAGACCAAACACCCAUAUUGGGAGAUUGCUCGUCGAGGCUGCCCUCCGGACUCGCCCGCCCGCACAAGCCCUGUUAUGCGUGACUUUGACCACGAGCCGAUCAUCGUACCCUCCAACGCCGACCCGCAUAUGUACCAAGGCUUCGUGUCCAACUACACACUCGCGACGUCCAUCUGCCACCAGCCCGACAUCCAGGGCCUGCAUGGCAUUUUCGUCGAGCCCUUGUCCAUCUCGACGACGCGCCACCUCUUCCCCAUGUUUGGCGGCAGCAAACUCGCCAUUAACAAUGAUAUUCUGCUGCCGGCGCCCAUGUACUGGUCGGGAGGUGCGCGCUUCACGGCAGACGGGUACGACAGUCAGCCGUGGGGAGAAAAGAAAAACGGUGUAACAUGGAGAGGUGUGGCGACAGGUGGGAGAACUAGGGCCAACAACUGGAAGGGAUUCCAGCGACACCGCUUCCUGGCCAUGAACAACGGAACGGCAAUCGGUUUGGCAGAAAAGGCCAUAUCCUCGGAGGCUGAGAAGGAGCAAACCCCGCAGAGUGGAGCACUACCGGUACCAAAGGGACUCAAUUUCGCGCUCCCCGACAAAAAGUACAACCUGGCGGCGCAGCAGGUCGGCAAGCUGAGCGAGUGGGUGGAUGAGUGGUCCAACAUGGCAUUCACGGACCUCAACUGCCAGCCGCAGGAGCCCGAAGGACAAUGCUCAUACACUGGUCACGCGUUCGAGAUUGGCCAGGGGCUCAUGCUCGCCGAGAUGUUUGAAUACAAGUACCUGCCGGACAUCGACGGCAACAGCUUCAGCGGGAGGUACCUCGGCUUCCUCAAGAGCACGUCGUUGCCGCUCAAGUCGACGCUGUUCCGGGAGUGGCACGACAGCCGCCUGGUGGCCUGGAAGCACUUUGUUCCCGUGGAUGCGCGGUUCGGAGACUGGCACGCCAUCAUUGAGUACUUUCUCGGCUACACGGGCACCGACAAGAAGAAAGCCGCCGCGCACGAUGCCGAGGGCGAAAAGAUCGCCAUCGCGGGGCGGGAGUGGGCCGAGUUGGCGCUGAGGCCCGAGGACAUGCUGAUCUACGUGCUGCGGUUGCUGCUCGAGUAUGCAAGGGUGAGCGAUGACAGGAGAGAGGUGAUGGGUUUUGUGGACGAUUUACUACCCAAACAAACGUAGUAGCCCUCUGCUGCGCGGAAGGAAUAAUUUUUUUUCUUUUCUUUUGUUUACCUACCUAGAUACCCUUUCCUUGAGGGAAUGUGACUUUUUUUUUCUUGUGCUAUGAGCAUGCUUUCCAUAGGUACUAUACCAUGAACCAAUUAUGUUGC